Molecule: messenger RNA, 3382 nt
Organism: Eublepharis macularius
Lineage: Eukaryota; Metazoa; Chordata; Lepidosauria; Squamata; Eublepharidae
Gene: CSNK1A1
Product: casein kinase 1 alpha 1
Exons: 11
Coding region: 439-1566 (375 amino acids)
Biological process (GO): negative regulation of canonical Wnt signaling pathway; peptidyl-serine phosphorylation; signal transduction
Cellular component (GO): nucleus; cytoplasm
Molecular function (GO): protein serine/threonine kinase activity; ATP binding
Source: RefSeq, a predicted model, not a curated record
CUCCCCUUCUUCCCCCCUUGUUUCCCAGAGUCCUCUGCGCGGUGAAGAAGCGUUGGUCGCGGGCUGGAGGCAUUUUGUGUCCUGGAUAUCAGCAGCGAAAGAGAGCGAGAGAUAGACAAGAUGGCGGCGGCCGAGUGAAGCGCCAGACCGCGGUGGCGGCUGGACCCACUCGGACUGUUACUCUCCGGCCCGACCCAGAGGGCUGUCUCCCCUCAGAGGGCAACGGGUGCGCUGACAGCCAGGGAAACGCCUAGGACGUCUGCCUUGAGAAGGGCCUGGUGUGAGCGGAGCUGCGGCGACCGGAGUCCUUCCCCUUCCUCCCUUCCCCCCCUCCCCCUCUCCUAUUCUGGAUCGUGGCAGAACAGGGGCUCCCUGAGGGAAAGCCUCGGCAGGCUUGCGGCGUGUGAAUAGCCCCUCCCUUCCCACCCCUCACCCACCAUGGCGAGCAGCAGUGGCUCCAAGGCCGAGUUCAUCGUCGGGGGCAAAUACAAGCUAGUGCGGAAGAUCGGCUCGGGCUCUUUCGGGGAUAUAUACCUGGCCAUCAAUAUCACCAACGGGGAGGAAGUGGCUGUGAAGUUGGAGUCACAGAAGGCCAGGCAUCCCCAGCUGCUAUAUGAAAGCAAACUGUACAAGAUUCUGCAAGGGGGAGUUGGCAUCCCUCACAUACGGUGGUAUGGUCAAGAGAAAGAUUACAACGUUCUAGUCAUGGAUCUUCUUGGACCCAGUCUUGAAGAUCUCUUCAACUUCUGUUCUCGCAGAUUCACAAUGAAAACAGUACUUAUGUUAGCAGACCAGAUGAUAAGUAGAAUUGAAUAUGUGCAUACAAAGAAUUUUAUACACAGAGACAUUAAACCAGAUAACUUCCUAAUGGGUAUCGGGCGUCACUGUAAUAAGUGUUUAGAAUCUCCAGUGGGGAAGAGGAAAAGAAGCAUGACUGUUAGUACUUCUCAGGACCCAUCUUUCUCAGGAUUAAACCAGUUAUUCCUUAUUGACUUUGGUUUGGCCAAAAAAUACCGAGACAACAGGACAAGGCAACACAUACCAUAUAGAGAAGACAAAAAUCUCACUGGUACAGCUAGAUAUGCCAGCAUCAAUGCACAUCUUGGCAUUGAACAGAGUCGUCGUGAUGAUAUGGAGUCACUAGGAUAUGUAUUGAUGUACUUUAACAGAACCAGCCUGCCAUGGCAAGGAUUAAAGGCUGCAACAAAGAAGCAGAAGUAUGAAAAGAUUAGUGAAAAGAAGAUGUCCACUCCUGUUGAAGUUUUGUGUAAGGGAUUUCCUGCAGAAUUUGCAAUGUACCUGAACUACUGUCGUGGACUGCGCUUUGAAGAAGCUCCUGAUUACAUGUAUCUGCGACAAUUGUUUCGUAUUCUUUUCAGGACUUUGAAUCACCAGUAUGACUACACAUUUGACUGGACAAUGUUAAAGCAGAAAGCAGCACAGCAGGCAGCCUCUUCCAGUGGGCAGGGGCAGCAAGCCCAAACCCCCACAGGCAAGCAAACUGACAAAUCCAAGAGUAACAUGAAAGGGGAAUCUAUCAUCAACAUAAAGGAUUCUGGAAACUAACCACCUUCGAGAUCACCAUCCUGUUCUACAGUUUCAGAGUUAUCUGUCCAGAAUAGUGUUUCAGUCACAUCAUGUACAUCAUACAUCCACAGUAUAUAAAAGAAAGAAAAAACUGACCAUUCAGGAACCACCAUAGAUAAGUUUGUGAUAAAAACCAGCAGACUAGAAAAAGAGUUAAUUGAUGAAAAGAAUUGCCCAGUUUGUUUACGCGAUAAACUCUUCUUUCCGUCUGAUUGAAAACCCACACCUCAUUAAUAUGGUUCAGUUGCUGAGACCAGGCUACAGUCUACCCAGCAGAGCAGAUGUUGCAGGGAAACUGCUAGAUAAAGUGUAUGACAGAGAAAUGGACCACUGUGCAACAGCUCUAAAAUUGUUAACCCAAGUCUUGAUGGGUGGAGUAAUGUCCACAAUGAUCCUGUUGUAUGUGCUUGUAUAACAACAGAAGAAAGGAAUGUCUUCCUUGCAGAAACAAUUGAUACGUCAGGAAAUGCACACACAGCAGAAUACUUACAAGAAGUGGCGGCUAUAAUAACACGUGAACAAAAAUUCAAAUGUCUAGUACGCAGUUUAGUCAUGGACAAUGCUGCAAAUGUAUCCAAGAUGAGAAGUAAUUUAGAAGAGCAGGAAGGGAAUACAAAGCUAAGCAGUGCUCAUUUGCUGCACCUCCUAGCCAAAGACUUCAGUGUUCCAGAAAUAAAAUGUCAUUGAAAUUGCUAAAUACUUCCGUAACAAUCAUUUUUCAGCAGUAGCUCUGAAAAUAAUGGGUGGAACUAAGCUAAUGCUCCCACACGUUAGAUGGAACUCUAUAGUGGGCUGUUUCGAGCAGCAUAUCAAGAACUGGCCUAUUCUGAUGACUGUGUGUGAACAAAAUUGAGAGAAAAUAGAUGGCAGUGUCACUGCCAAAAUCCUCAACGUUGGGCUUAAGAGAAAUGUUGAACAUAUGCUGAGCAUCCUGAAACCCAUUUCUGAAGCUUUAAACCGAAUACAAAAAAAUACAUGUUUUAUUGCUGAUGGUGUUGAAAUUUGGAAGGAACUGAGUGAGCACUUAAAGACAGAAUUGCACACUGACAGAAUUAAAUUACAAGCAUUAAAAAACUGAAUGGGACAAUCACAAUCUGCAGCUCAUUUUCUCGCAAAUAUUAUCAAUAUCUGGUACCAGGGUCAAACCUUAAGUGCUGAGGAAGACAAGUUAGCUAUGGCAUGGGUAUCCAGCAAUCAUCCAUCUGUAAUGCCAGCUAUAACAAAUGUCAGAGCUAAGGGGGAACCAUUCAAGAAAUACGUUUGCUGAUGAUGUUUUAAUGAAAGACACGCCAGUGAACUGUGGAAGUCACUUAAGCACUUGGAUUUUAAAGAUGGUUGAAGUAAUGAUUUCACCUUUAACAGCAGUAGCUGCUUCUGCUGGCGUAGAAAGAUUUCCUUUGGACUCAUUCAUUCUAAAUUGAUUGUUUUGAGACUCGAUAAAGCAGGAAAGCUUGUUUUUCUUUUCCAGAUUAUGAACAAAAAGAUAGAGCUACAGAGGACAGUAUUUUUAAGUUUUUCAUGUGUGGUCCUAAGGUUUUUUUUAAAAGAUACUUUGUUUAAUCACAGUUAACAAACAUGGAUGUUUAAGCAAAUACAAGAAUACAUAUGCUAUGUUAUUUUUAUAGCUAAAACUAUUUAAAUUGUUAAUAUUAAGGUAACAAUUAUUUUUCUUCCUCUAAUAAAGUACAGCAGAAAAGUUGUCCAAAUAUGAAUGAUUAACCUAUUAAACUGAAGAUAGAAAAUUAUGAAAUUAUUGCAAGGUGAACUGUCUAUGAUGUGUUUCUAAUACUAUAAC